This is a messenger RNA of Zasmidium cellare ATCC 36951, 1794 nucleotides long. RefSeq lists its product as uncharacterized. Gene Ontology annotation, biological process: Mo-molybdopterin cofactor biosynthetic process. The transcript is spliced from 4 exons. Lineage: Eukaryota; Fungi; Ascomycota; Dothideomycetes; Mycosphaerellales; Mycosphaerellaceae. The coding region runs from base 1 to 1794 and encodes 597 amino acids. The record is from RefSeq and is a predicted model, not a curated record. Gene Ontology annotation, molecular function: cyclic pyranopterin monophosphate synthase activity; GTP 3',8'-cyclase activity; metal ion binding.
AUGAGCCCGAGCCCGAGCCAGCAAAGCAUUCACGACGCCAAACCAUUCUCCGACUUCUUAACAGACACCUUCAACCGUCAGCAUGAUUACCUCCGCAUAUCGCUCACUGAGCGCUGCAAUCUACGAUGCCUAUAUUGCAUGCCAGAGGAAGGCAUCCAGCUGUCACCGAAGAAGGAACUCCUUACCACGGCCGAAAUAUACUACUUGUCCGCGCUGUUCGUCAACCAAGGUGUAAAUAAGAUUCGAUUGACUGGGGGCGAACCGACCGUGAGGAAGGACAUCAUUCCGCUUAUGCAGCAGAUUGGAAGCUUGAGGCGGAACGGUCUGAAAGAGAUUGCAUUAACUACGAAUGGGAUCUCGCUACAUCGAAAGCUGGACGAUAUGGUAGAAGUUGGUUUGACCGGAGUCAACAUCAGUCUGGACACGCUGGAUCCACACCAAUUUGUGCUCCUGACGCGGAGGCAAGGCUUUGAUGCUGUCAUGAAGAGUAUCAACCGAGUACAAGAGAUGAACAAAGUCGGGGCAGGCAUCAAGUUGAAGCUCAACUGUGUUGCGAUGCGCGGAUUGAACGACCAUCAGAUCCUGCCCUUCAUUGAGAUGACGCGAGAUCAAGAUGUCGAGGUCCGUUUCAUCGAAUAUAUGCCGUUCGGUGGUAAUAAGUGGUCUGAGAAGAAGAUGCUGCCCUACACCGAGAUGCUGGACCUCAUCAGGACGAAGUAUCCCAGUAUCGAACAACUCAAAGGUGGUAAGAAUGAUACCUCCAAGACCUGGCAAGUGCCUGGUUUCAAGGGCAAGGUUGGCUUCAUCACGAGCAUGACGCAUAACUUUUGCGGCACUUGUAAUCGAUUACGAAUUACCUCCGAUGGCAAUCUCAAAGUGUGUCUGCACGGCAAUGCCGAAGUAAGCCUUCGGGAUAUGCUACGAAAGGAUCACGAUAACGAGCCCAUGGAUGAAGCCGCUUUUGAAGCUCUUCGACAAAUCGAGCUUGACCGACGGAAACAGGACGGCUUCCGCUUUGAUGGCGAAGAAGGCUGGAUCAGCAAGGAGCGAGAGCUUCUAGACAUAAUAGGCGCAGCAGUGAAGCGGAAGAAAGCAAAGCAUGCUGGCAUGGGGCAAUUGGAGAAUAUGCAGAAUCGACCGAUGAUCUUGAUUGACUCUCUUACUGGCAGCGAGGCAUCUGGUGAGGCCCAAACGAAACCAAAACUCACCCAUGUGACUUCCAGCGGAGAAGCACGCAUGGUCGACGUAGGCGGCAAGGAAAACACAAAACGAAUCGCCAUCGCCCACGCGACGGUCUUGUUUUCCAACCCGGAGCCGCUCCAAUUGAUUCUCGAAAACACUAAUAAAAAGGGCGACGUCCUCGGCGUGGCACGCAUCGCAGGUAUCAUGGCGUCGAAGCGAACCGCAGACCUGAUCCCACUGUGUCAUCCAAUCCCAAUCAGCAAAGUUGAGUUGGAUGUCCGUCUCCACGCACCAGGUCAAGCCGCCCUCGGCAAUGCAAAACCAAGUCAAUCUGGCGCCGUCACCCUUCUGGCAACGGUAGAGUGCGUGGGUCCAACGGGCGUUGAAAUGGAAGCCCUGACAGCCGUGUCUGGGGCUGCACUCACGGUGUUUGACAUGUGCAAAGCCGUCGAUCGCAAUAUGACCAUAGUGGCGACGAAGGUCAUGUAUAAAAGUGGUGGGAGGAGUGGGAUCCUCAUCACAUCGUCCCCACCCCUCAACGCAUCCCAAAACUCUUCUGCGCUCUCCGCGCCCAUCAUCUCCAGGAGCGCCUCACCGUCCAUCCACCCCUGA